CGGAUAACCAGGCGACUCUAUUUUUGGGCCGGUGAUGCUUUAAGGCACCUUUCGUUCAUCAAACAUUUGGUCAGUCAUCAGUCGAGUCCGAAGCAAUCCGCGAGUGAGUUAAACUUAUCAACAAAAUGGCCACCGAUCUCAGUAGGCGUGAAAUCGAAAGUGCCGAAUUCGUUUUCGACAUUUUGGGUGAGGCAGGUGAACACGCCAUCGAUGCCGUCGAUUUGGGCGAUGCAUUGCGUGCACUUAACUUGAACCCAACUCUUGCACUUAUUGAGAAAAUGGGCGGCACCAAGAAGAGGGGCGAAAAGAAAUUGAAACUUGAUGAAUUCCUUCCAAUCUUCUCACAAGUCAAAAAAGAAAAGGAAAUGGGCUGCUACGAAGAUUUCCUUGAGUGUCUGAAAUUGUACGACAAAAAUGAGAACGGUUUGAUGCUUCUCGCUGAAUUGAACCACGCUCUCCUCUCCUUGGGUGAAAAGCUGGAUGACGAACAAGUUGAAGCUCUAUUCAAGGAUUGUGUGGACCCUGAAGAUGAUGAGGGAUACAUCCCAUAUGCCCAAUUCCUCCAAAAAAUGAUGACAACACCAAUCAAAUGGAACUAAGUGUGAGAAGCCCAUCAUAACGUUCCUCGCAAAAAUGUGCGAAAAGAAAUUCGAAGAGGAAGAAUAAUCACAACCAUCUCUCCAAUAUCUUCUUCAAUAUUACCAUCACCAGCAAUAAGGAAAUUUAUUAUUUUUUAAAAAAAAUAUAUUAAAUUUUAAAAAUUUAAUUUCAGUUUUCUUAAUUUUUUUUCUUUCUGUUAUUUCAUUUUAUCUCCUUUAUUUUAUAUUUAAUUCGUUUCGGAUAAAGAUUUUAAGAACAGAGCGCAUUGCAUAUAUAACUUAUGUUAGAACUUUUUUGUAUAUAUUAAAAUUAUAAUAAACGAAAAAAGAAACACACACAGUAAACCCAUCAUCGAUAACAUCCGAAUAGAUUUUUGAGAACAGUGAGAAGCAUCUUUCCGAAUCAUUUAACAUCUUGUUAGGAAACGAAGAAAAUGAGUAAACUUGAAAAAUUUUUCAAUUAACAUCGUGAUGGCAUAUUCGAAAAGUUUACUCAUUUUUGAGUUUACUUUUCUAUAUUUUAUUUUAUCUAAAAAAACGAAAACGAAAACUUAAAAGAUUUUAUUGUUUACUCAAACAAGAUUAUAAAGAAAUCUUAGAAAUCAAAUGCCAUCUGAAGAUUUAAAAUAAAAAACAAAGUCGUUGUAAAAGACCACCAUUUGCCAGGUA
Messenger RNA from Hermetia illucens (black soldier fly), 1268 nucleotides. RefSeq names its product myosin light chain alkali (gene Mlc1). Lineage: Eukaryota; Metazoa; Arthropoda; Insecta; Diptera; Stratiomyidae. The transcript has 6 exons. The record is from RefSeq and is a predicted model, not a curated record. Gene Ontology annotation, cellular component: muscle myosin complex. Bases 126 to 599 code for a protein of 157 amino acids. Gene Ontology annotation, molecular function: calcium ion binding.